Messenger RNA from Racocetra persica, 250 nucleotides. NCBI's taxonomy places the organism in Eukaryota, Fungi, Glomeromycota, Glomeromycetes, Diversisporales, Gigasporaceae. The record is from the annotation of a GenBank genome assembly.
AUCGGUGAUUUGAUAUACGCAAGAGUUUCUUUGGCAAAUAAAGAUAUGGACCCGGAGCUUCAAUGUUUUAACCCCGCGAAUGGUAAAACUGAGGGGUUUGGCAAAUUAGAAGGUGGAAUGGUCUUGAAAUGUUCUUUAAGAUAUUGUCAAAGAUUGUUGACCCAAGAAAUAGAGAUCUGUAAAUUACUUGGUCAAAAGCUUACAUUUGAAGUGUCUGUUGGGAUGAAUGGUCGUGUUUGGCUGCACUCUG